AUGGGAUUCUCCAGGCAAGAAUGCUGGAGUGGGUUGCUUUGCCCUCCUACAGGGUAUCUUUUGGGCCCAGGGAUUGAAUCUGCAUCUCUUACAUCUAACCUGCCUUGGCAGGUGGGUUCUUUACCACUAGUGCUGCAUGGGAAGCCCCCAAAUCCUUUCAUUUCCUCCAUAAUCUAUUUUAAUACAAAUAGAAGCAAAUGUGAAUGUCUAUUUCCCCUUCUCUCACCUUGUUUCUACAGAAAAUGUGACAUAGUGUUGUUAUGUACAAUUUUAGGGAGCGAAUCCUUUCUCUCCACCACCUCGGGCCUCCUCUGCCUGUAA
This is a messenger RNA of Rangifer tarandus platyrhynchus (Svalbard reindeer), 321 nucleotides long. The record is from the annotation of a GenBank genome assembly. Lineage: Eukaryota; Metazoa; Chordata; Mammalia; Artiodactyla; Cervidae.